CUCUUCACUUACUUCUUCUUCAUCAUCUUUCACUUCAAUCUUGAUUUCUUGGCCAUGUCUGAAGAUUUCAGAGAUCUUUACUACCAUCAACCCUAUCAAGAUGACAGACAUGGCAGCAUAAACAUGAGUGCUAAUUUUCCUUUCCCUCAUCACAUGGCUUCAUCCUCCUUGACUGAUAAUUCUUCAGUAUUAAACAGUUCACACAUGCUUGAUCCCGCAUACAUGAGCUUCACUGACUGCUUGUUGCAAGGAUCAUCUGAUCAGGGCACAUUUGCCAGAGCUUUUGGCUUGUCGCCAUCAUCUUCUGAGGCAUUUUCUCUAGUCAAAGAUGAGCAAAAACCAGUUGUUAUUGAGGUUGCAGGAGACCAUCAAGCCUGUGCUAGUCAUGAAACUCCAGUUACACCCAACUCUUCAAUUUCCUCUUCUUCAACUGAGGCGGUCGGUGAUGAAGAUUCAAACAAGGGAAAGAAAGAUAAGCAGUUGAAGGAAACACAGGAGGAAGAUGCUCUUAGCCCCAAGAAAGAGAACAAGCCUAAGAAGAAAGGGGAGAAGAAGGAAAGACAGCCGCGUUUUGCUUUCAUGACAAAAAGUGAGGUAGAUCAUCUAGAAGAUGGAUAUAGAUGGAGAAAAUAUGGACAGAAAGCUGUCAAGAAUAGCCCUUAUCCAAGGAGUUACUAUCGUUGCACGACACAAAAAUGUCCGGUCAAGAAGCGCGUCGAAAGAUCGUUUCAAGAUCCAGCAAUUGUGAUCACAACAUAUGAAGGAACACACAAUCACCAUGUUCCAGCAACUCUAAGAGGAAAUGUGGCCGGAAUGUUGCCUCCUUCCAUGCUAACACCGAUGCCGUUAGGGGUACCAAAUUUUCCACAAGAACUGAUUGUUCAGAUGCCUCAAUUUUACAGCCAGGCUAGUGCCAAUACUAGCUCUAUGUAUCAGCAAAAUCUAACCCCACUUCAGCAGCUUCAGUUUCAUGACUAUGGGCUUCUUCAGGACAUAGUUCCCUCUAUGUUUUUUAAACAAGAGCCCUGAAUGGUGAAUCUAACCCCUCAUUGAUAUCUUGUCUGUAGUUUAUGGAUGAAGGUCAAUUUUUAAUUUUCUUUUUUUUUUUAUCCUUCUUUUUUUAACUUCAUCGAUUCGCCUAGUAACCGGGAGAUUAUGUGAGAUAUGAAAAGCCCAGGUGAAGCGUCCACCCAUCAAAUAUCUUCACCAUUAGUUUCAGAUAUUUUAUGUACCUAGCUAGUGUUACUUUGCCUCUAUGUAAUGAAUCAGUUUACUUGGUAUUUAGAUGCCGGCUUGUUUA
Messenger RNA from Coffea eugenioides, 1300 nucleotides. Its product is annotated as WRKY transcription factor 28-like. The transcript is spliced from 3 exons. Gene Ontology annotation, biological process: regulation of DNA-templated transcription. NCBI's taxonomy places the organism in Eukaryota, Viridiplantae, Streptophyta, Magnoliopsida, Gentianales, Rubiaceae. Gene Ontology annotation, molecular function: sequence-specific DNA binding; DNA-binding transcription factor activity. The coding region runs from base 55 to 1029 and encodes 324 amino acids. The record is from RefSeq and is a predicted model, not a curated record.